Gadus macrocephalus (Pacific cod) is the source of this 4524-nucleotide messenger RNA. Its product is annotated as MICAL-like protein 2. Gene Ontology annotation, molecular function: protein binding. The transcript has 16 exons. The record is from RefSeq and is a predicted model, not a curated record. NCBI's taxonomy places the organism in Eukaryota, Metazoa, Chordata, Actinopteri, Gadiformes, Gadidae. The coding region runs from base 326 to 3268 and encodes 980 amino acids.
CACACACACACACACACACACACACACAAACAAAGAAGACUACAGAUAAAUAAAUAACAAGUGAAGAGUCAACAAAAUCCACAUGGAAUUGUAUCGGUACUUCCCGAACUCCUCCCAUAUGCUACGACGUCAUCGCGAACCUUUUCAGGUGACGUCCCCAUGUUCAUUUGUCACACCAAUCUUUCUGGUUUCCGGACGCAGUUGACUUAUCGGGACGCCGGGAACCCUUUCAGUUCUGCCGCGGGAACCUCCUUCAUACUGUCCAUGGUGAGGGCAUGGCUACAUGGUUCCCACUGAGCUCACACGAGUAUAGUUUUAGUUCGGGAUGUCGGCUGUUAAAGGUCUCCAGCAGUGGUGCAAGAUCCAAUGUAACGGAUACCGGGAUGUGUCCAUCACUAACAUGACCACGUCGUUCAGGGACGGACUGGCGUUCUGCGCCAUGAUACACAAACACAGACCAGAUCUCAUAGAUUUUGAUUCCCUGAAGAAGAAUGAUGUCUUUGAAAACAAUCAACUGGCGUUCAGAGUUGCAGAGGAGGAGUUGGGUAUCCCAGCCUUGCUGGACGCAGAAGACAUGGUGGCCCUCAAGGUUCCCGACCGCCUCAGUAUUCUCACCUACGUCUCCCAGUACUACAACUACUUUCACGGACGAUCCCCGAUUGGUGGUUUGGCUGGUAUCAAGCGACCAGCGGAGAUCUCGGAGAACGAACCCUCUGGGAAGAAGAACCUGCCUGUGGUUGCUAAGUCGUUCCCCGCUUCCAAACCUGAGGUGAAGAACGGUCCGCCGCCCUCCUCCUCCAUCACCAUCCGGGGCUCCUCGCCGGCGAGGCCGUCCCCAGCAGCCCAGAAGGAGGCGGCACAUGAGAAACCAUCGCUCCGUCAAACAGGGACCCAGAGUAAUAAGUGUGUGUCCUGCAACAAGCUCGUUCACCUGGUCCAGCGUCAUAUGGUGGAUGGGAAGCUCUAUCAUAGGAGCUGUGCAAAGUCUACUUUAAAAGCAAACGCCCCACUUCGUGACUUGCUACAGCAAGGCUCUUCAUCCAAUCAUAAAUCUCGUUCUGAGACCCCUGAACCCGGUGAAUCCACGUCAGCUCCCUUCAGCUCUGAUUCCUCCUGGCUAACUACAAAGAAACCACCUUCAAGCUCUCCAGGUCUGGUCUCCUCCCAGUUAAACAAUAAGACGCAACCAUCCAGCUCUCCAAGUCCAUCCCCCUUCAAGAGCCCCAGUAAGGUGCAACCAUCCAGCUCUCCAAGUCCAUCCCCCUCUGCGUUAGCCAAUAAGACACAACGGUCCAGCUCUCCAAGUCCAUCCCCCUCUGCGUUAGCCAAUAAGACACAACGGUCCAGCUCUCCAAGUCCAUCCCCCUCUGCGUUAGCCAAUAAGACACAACGGUCCAGCUCUCCAAGUCCAUCCCCCUCUGCGUUAGCCAAUAAGACACAAUGGUCUAGCUCUCCAAGUCCAUCCCCCUCUGCGUUAGCCAAUAAGAUACAACGGUCCAGCUCUCCAAGUCCAUCCCCCUCUGCGUUAGCCAAUAAGACACAACGGUCCAGCUCUCCAAGUCCAUCCCCCUCUGCGUUAGCCAAUAAGACACAACGGUCCAGCUCUCCAAGUCCAUCCCCCUCUGCGUUAGCCAAUAAGACACAACGGCCCAGCUCUCCAAGUCCCGCCCCCUCCUGGAUAACAAAAAAGCCAGUCAGUGCAGCCCCACCGUCUACCUCUGGGCCAGCACUUAUCACCAAAUCCACUACUGGAGCCAACAAGCCCGGUGUUCAAAAACUUGGCAACACCACCACCUAUAACACUUCUAUCAGUAAAACUAUCAGCCCCACCCCAACCAUUAGCACCACCACCCCCCUCAAGAGCAACAUCAGUACCACCCCCGCCCUGACCACCAACACUUCCAUCGACUCCACCCCUGUCAGGAUCACCAUCAACCAUCUCCCCAUGGAGACGACGCCCAACCCCAGCAGGCCUACUGCAGCUCCCCGGUCCUCCCUGUCGGCACAGAGAACCCAGCAGGCCAAGGACAGGUUCUUGCAGAAGGAACCUGAAGGGGCGAUUACGGCAGGCAGUGACAUUAAGGCAGCCACCAAGGAGUCCCCUGGGAACAAAUGGUUGGCGGUCAGCAAUCAGGGAAGUGAUGUGCGGGCAGAGCCAGGCCUGGGUAGAGCCGCUAAGGGUUGGGGUGUCGGUGGGGGGAACCCUGACGGCAACAAGAACCAAGCAGCAGCUCUUAUCUCCAGGAAGCUGGCAAAGGAAAGCAACAAUAAGGACACCAAGCCAACCUUGAACACAGAACGGGUCUCUGAGGUGGAGACACCCAAAAAGGAUCCGUUGCCCAGCAGAGGGAGGGUCAAGCUGAAGGUGAGCAGCUCCAUCCUGGCUGACCUGCAGACUCCAAUCGUGGACCGCUCACCGGACAGAGCCAGCUCUGCCAGCAGCAGGCCAUGGCAGGCCGACCCCUCCCCACAGAGGGCCCCCGUGGGGCCCGCGACCGCCGCCUCCUCCCCGGGCAAUCAAGCAGGACCAGAGAGCAGCGAAGGCCCCGCCCAGUGGAGGUCUAAACUCAAACAAGUCGCCAAGGAUACCAAAAUCUCGGAUCCUAACAAGCCCUCCCCUGAAGGAAAGUCUCCUGCUUCAGUGUCCUCCAAGGCCGGUCCUAAUCCAGCCACUAGCGGGUUUAAGAAUGGAAGCAGAGCUCCAAGUGACAACGGUACCAGGCCAGAACCACUGCCCACAAAGAAGAAGCCCGACUACAUCCCCAAGGAGAAGAUCAUGGAGGAGCUGCAGGAGAUCGAAGACGGCCUCAAUGCGCUGGAGAAACGAGGAGUGGAGCUGGAGAAGAAACUGCGCCGCAGUGAGGAGGAGGGAGUAGAGGACGCUGCCAUGGAUGAAGUGAUGGUUGACUGGUUCAGCCUCAUCAGGGAGAAGCAGGUGGCCAUGCGCCGAGAGUCAGAGCUGGUCUACAUAGCAAAAACACAGGACCUGGAAGAACAGCAGCCUAGUGUCGAACAGGAGCUCAGAAGUCUUAUGGCUAAACCAGACAGCGCAAAGACGUCGUGGGAGCGGCAGAGAGAGCAGGAGCUCAUGGUUAAACUGGUGGAGAUAGUCAACGACAGGAGCGCCAUCGUGGACAGCCUGGAUGAGGACCGACUCAGUCGAGUCCCUGCUGCUUGUGUCCCCAGCCAGCAUGUUGGAGGUGUCACCUUGACGUCUUCUUUGUACCCCUCAGGGAGGAAGACGAGGACGUGCAGCUGGAGCAGAUGAUGAUGAACUUGGACAUUAAGAAAGACAAGACCAAGAAGAAGUCCCCCAUUGCCAAGAUGUUCCUCUGGCGAAGCAACAGCACCAAGAAGUGAAGCUGGGGUGAGCUCCACGUUCGGACACACAGCCCACCCCAUGUGGCCGUCUUUUUUUGCUAGUGUUUUAUAUUUGUAUUUUUGUCGCUCUGGCUCUGCUCAGUUGGCUGUCGGUAACGUGUGGGCGAUUGAGUGAGUGCGUGUGCGUAAUGCGUGCGUGCGUGCGUGCGUUUGCGCGCGUGUCUGUGUGUACGCUCACUGCUGAGGGCUUCCUGGCUCAGUGACUGCCGCGUGCUUGGGUUCCACUGCCCUGGAUAUUAGCUGAGUUCCCUGCCAAUCUAUUGAACACUACACACGCCUACCCAUCCGGCGUCCAUUGCUUGUUGCAACGUCUGUAUUCCGAACGGUAUAGAAAACGCCACAUCACGCCAAGUGGGCGAAGGAGGUUUUGACUCGACGUCGACCCUGUGCCAACUCUUCCGCUCUGCCCCAGCCCCGACCGGUAUUCACUUUGGUCACACUUGGAGCGUUGAAAAACGUCUUGCUAAACAGCAUUUUGUCGAUCUCUCUUGAUUAAUUUGGGGAGCGCUUGAUAAUAUAACAAGCCAUAAUUAGGUAAGACCAUUUUACACGUUGUCCACGUUAGAUGUGUAUGUGUUUGGUUUUGUUAAUAUUGAUAACAGGAUUCAGCAACCAGUGGCUUUAAGGUCUUUGUUUCGAAUGCAGUCCGUUUUUUUGUUAAAAAAUAAUAAUAAUCCGUUUUCUUUACUGAAUAUUCAGUUCCAUGUUAGUGUUUUUAAGGUGACGUUUUGGAGUUUUCUUUUUCAAAGACUUGAGUACUAAUGUUCAACAUAUUUUAGGAACAGAAUUGAUUAUGAAAUCGUGAAUAGGUACAGUUUACACUAACUGCUUCAUUGUGGGAGAACGUGAUGAUUAUUGCUUGAUUUGGUCCACAUUGGACCGUGGAGGUCGAAACACGCGCUUGUGGUACAUUAAAAAAAAAAAGGAAAUAUUUUUGGUAAAAGAUCAGUAUUCCUUAUUAUUCAUCAUUGCACAGAUAAGAAUACCACAUUCAUGAUCAUGCCUUUACGUCUUCAGAAGUAAAGCCCAUGGAACACACUUAGGAAACGUGUUUGUUUCUCUGUCAUGUGAUCAAAGUCGUACGCUAAAGCUGGUUCGAAAUGGGUUCUAUUGCUUAACCAUUAAAGUGAUGUGAUUCUAUAA